AAUUAUUAAUUGUGUUAUAUUUGACUAUAUUUUAGAGAAUAGUUUUUUUAUAACGAAAAGGGGAGGACUUGCGAGGGGCUACCAGGUGGUGUGGCUCCUCUCUUUAUGCGUAACCUUGAGAUGAGAGCUUCUUGCCCACAAAAUGUUGGCCAAGACCUUGGGCGGGUUGGCUCUACAGUCCACCUAAGAUGAUUUGGUCAGCACACAAUUUUUUAACAGAGCAAGUUUUUUGUCACUAGACAACUUAUCGUUUGUCUAGUCUAGAGAUUUGUUAAAGGGUCUUAUUGGUGCUCAAUAAUGUUCUUCGCUGUCUAACAAUAAUGUUCCAUGUUAAAUUCAACACAAAAUAAACUCAUCACACAUUUGGCAUCACUCUAAUUUUGGCAAUAUAACUUACAAAUUACAAUGCUUAUAUAUUGGGACUCAAAGAGUCAAAGGCCUCUUUCAUGCAAACGAAAGUUAGAAACAUGGCAAUUAGGAUUCUCUCUUCAAAAUCCAUAUUCCUUCGCUCUUUCGUUACUACCCUUAAAUUUUCUUCUGGUGCUCUACAACAUUCAGACCUACGAUUACCACCGUCGCCACCGGAUAUAGUGAACGAUGUUUCCCGAGUUCUAAGCGACCACCGCAAUCCCCACGAUGACUUGGAACAUUCACUCAAUACAUUUUCAACCCAUGUAUCAACAACAACAGUCGAACAAGUCCUUAAAAGGUGUAAAAAUCUUGGCUUUUCUGCACACAGAUUCUUUCUUUGGGCUAAAACAAUUCCGGGUUUCCAACACAGUGUUGAGAGCUAUCAUAUUUUGGUUGAUGUCUUGGGAAGUAGCAAGCAAUUUGCAAUCUUGUGGGAUCUUCUCAUAGAUAUGAGAGAAUCCAAGUGUUGUGAGAUUAGUCCUCAGAUUUUCCGGAUUGUUUUUAGAGCAUAUAGUAGAGCUAAUUUGCCUCGUGAUGCCAUUAGGGCAUUUAAUAGAAUGGUGGAAUUUGGAAUCAAGCCUGGGGUUGAUGAUCUUGAUCAGCUUUUGUAUACUUUAUGCAAAAGGAAGCAUGUCAAGCAUGCCCAUGAAUUUUUUGAUAAAAUCAAAGGUGGGUUUGAGCCAAAUGUGAAAACUUUUAGCAUUUUGAUCAGGGGUUGGGGUGAUGUUGGUGAUGGAAAUCAAGCUCGUAAGGUGUUCGAUGAAAUGCUUGAUACAAAAUGCUUGGUUGAUGUUCUUGCAUACAAUAGCUACUUGGAGGCCUUGUGUAAAGGAGGGAAUUCUGAUGAAGCUUACAAGAUUUUUCGAGGCAUGCCAUCGAAUGGAAUUGAACCAGAUGCUUGUACAUACUCAGUCUUCAUCAGAGCAUACUGUGAAGCUAAUGAUAUUCAUUCAGUUUUUCGUGUGCUUGAUAGAAUGAGAAAGUGUAGUCUCUUGCCUAAUGUGUUUACUUACAAUUGUAUCAUUAAGAAACUGUUGAAAAAUGAAAAGGUUGAAGAGGCUUAUGAACUUUUAGAUGAAAUGAUUGAAUAUGGUGUUAGACCAGAUGCUUGGAGUUACAAUGCUCUGCUUGCUUUCCAUUGUGAUCAUAGUGAGGUUAAUAGAGCUCUUAAGUUAUUAUCCAGAAUGGAAAAUGAUAACUGUGUUCCUGAUCGUCAUAGCUAUAAUAUGGUGCUCAAACUACUGAUCAGGAUAGGGAGAUUCGAUCGAAUGGCUGCAGUUUGGGAGAAUAUGUCAGUGAAAGGGUAUUAUCCUUCUGCUUCAACUUAUUCUGUCAUGAUUCAUGGUCUGUGCAAGAAGAAAGGUAAGCUAGAGGAGGCUUGUAAGUAUUUUGAGAUGAUGGUAGAUGAAGGAAUACCGCCAUAUUCAUCUACCGUCGAGAUGUUGAGGAAUCGGCUUUUAGGCUUGGGGCUCCUUGAACAGAUUGAGAUACUUGCUUGUAAAAUGGAACGAAGUACUUCUUGCUCAAUACAAGAGUUUGCAAAUGCCAUGAGAGGCAAUAGGCCCUUUAAAGCAUCAAGAAAUGAAGAAAGUGAGUUUGAAAGUGACUGAAGAUUAUAGGUUUACUUUGUUGUACUGAAGUGUCUUGGAUAGGUUUACAUGAUUCAUCGAAACAAAUGAUACUGCAUUUUAAGUUUUAAGCUGUGUUAACAAGUUUGACAGGAAAAACCAAUAGUUGUAGUAAACACCCUUGUUGUCAAAUGUUGGAUUAUUUGCUAACAAGAAGAAAAAUGGUGUGAAAUUUCCAACUACAUGAUUGAUUUUAGUCUCAGCCUUCCUUUGUGUAUGUAAUUUGGAUAAUGUUAACAUGAUCAGUCUUUCUCUGAGAUCUUGAAAUGAAAGUUGAGAUGAUUACAUCGGUGUAAAA
Molecule: messenger RNA, 2337 nt
Organism: Cannabis sativa
Lineage: Eukaryota; Viridiplantae; Streptophyta; Magnoliopsida; Rosales; Cannabaceae
Product: pentatricopeptide repeat-containing protein At1g52640, mitochondrial
Exons: 1
Coding region: 447-2021 (524 amino acids)
Molecular function (GO): protein binding
Source: RefSeq, a predicted model, not a curated record